Leptonychotes weddellii (Weddell seal) is the source of this 2720-nucleotide messenger RNA. Lineage: Eukaryota; Metazoa; Chordata; Mammalia; Carnivora; Phocidae. The record is from RefSeq and is a predicted model, not a curated record.
AUGCUUCAGGGCAGGGUAUGGGGAUCAUACCAGCCUCCAUCCCUACACUCAGGCAGAACCAUUUCUCCAUUACAGAACAUUGGCAAAAAGAUGUCCUGCCAGCAAUUCAUUGCCAACUUGGACCAGCUGAAUGAUGGCCAAGACUUUGCCAAAGACCUGCUGAAGACCCUUUACAACUCCAUCAAGAAUGAAAAGCUGGAAUGGGCCAUUGAUGAGGACGAGCUGAGGAAAUCACUCUCUGAGCUGGUGGAUGACAAGUUUGGGACAGGCACCAAGAAAGUGACACGGAUCCUGGAUGGUGGCAACCCCUUCCUGGAUGUCCCGCAGGCUCUCAGCGCCACCACCUACAAGCAUGGUGUGCUGACUCGGAAGACUCACGCCGACAUGGAUGGCAAGAGGACACCCCGUGGGAGGCGUGGCUGGAAGAAAUUCUACGCGGUGCUCAAAGGGACCAUCUUGUACCUACAGAAGGAUGAGUAUAGGCCCGACAAAGCUCUGUCUGAGGGCGACUUGAAGAACGCUAUUCGUGUGCACCAUGCUCUGGCCACCAGGGCCUCUGACUACAGCAAGAAGUCCAACGUGCUCAAGCUGAAGACGGCUGACUGGAGGGUCUUCCUCUUCCAGGCACCGAGCAAGGAAGAAAUGCUGUCAUGGAUCCUUAGGAUCAACCUGGUGGCCGCCAUCUUCUCAGCCCCCUCCUUCCCUGCUGCUGUCAGCUCCAUGAAGAAGUUCUGUCGGCCCCUGCUGCCCUCCUGCACCACUCGCCUCUGCCAGGAGGAGCAGCUGCGUUCUCAUGAGAAUAAGUUGAGGCAGGUGACUGCGGAGCUGGCUGAGCACAGGUGUCACCCCAUCGAGAAGGGCGUCAAGUCCAAGGAGGCUGAGGAGAACCGGCUGAAGGAGCACUAUCUCACUUUCGAGAAAAGCCGAUAUGAGACCUAUAUCCACCUCCUGGCUGUGAAAAUCAAAGUGGGCUCAGAUGACCUGGAGCGGAUUGAGGCCCGGCUGGCCACUCUGGAAGGGGAGGAUCCUUCUCUCCGCAAGACACACUCAAGCCCCGCCCUCAGUCAGGGCCACGGAACUGUGACCGGCAGCAAAGCUACGAAGGAUACCACUGGGCCUGAUACUUAGCUGGCAUGGAUGGGCAGGCCCCAGAGGCAGGCAAAUGUCCCCAGAGGGGUCAGUGAGCACAAUUCCAGCCAAGGGCCACUUGCGCCAGCUCCAGGCAGUUGACAGGCAGCUAGAGGGGUGCGGAGAGCCCCGUGGGCCAAGGAGAUGGAGACGCUAUUCGUGGUGUUGAUCUUCUUGCAUCCUGGGGUUUAUCUGGGCCUCAGACCUUCUCCCCAGCCCUCACAUUCCUCUCCACCCCGGAGCCUCAUUUUGUAGGCCAGUUGUGUGCAUGCUCUAGACACAAUCUCACUGGAGGAGGAGGAGGAAGGGCAGCUGGCUUCCCAGGCCCUCCUCCCCUUCUCACAAGUUCCUUCCCACAUCCCCCUUGUUCCCAAGGGUGGGUCUGGACUCCAGCUGUCAGCUUGGAUCCCCACCUCUCCUCCUCCUCCUUCCUCAGACUUGACCAGCCGCAGGUCUGCGGACCACCAGCACCAUCCUCUCCUCCCUCCACCCAGUAGCUUCUGGAACCAUGCCCUGUUCUCCUGCCUCCCUUUGCAAUAAUCCCGGACCCGGGCCUGCUCCCUCGAUGUCAAGCUGUCUACUCACGUGUGCGGCCACCUCACCUUCCAUUUAUGGAGGCCACUACUGCUUUCUUUUAUAUGGACAAAAAUGUAUAUAUACAAGAAUUGUAUAUAUAAAUAAGGGGCCCCUUGAAAGAUGAUUUUGGAAUUGAUAUCAAGAUGAAAUAAGAUGAAGGAAAACCUAUUUGGGAACUCCACCUGUUAGCAAGGAGGGCUGCUCUCUGGCCCCUUGGUGGCCCAGACACUCUGGGAGAGAAGGUGGAGAUAGUGCUGACCUCCUCUUACCCCCUUUUCCCCUCUUCCGGCUGACCUGUGACUUACACUGCUCUUACAGUUGAUGUUUGGAAUAAAUAGACAGUGUGUGUGUAUGCCAUCCCACCUGUCCCACAGGCAUUCUGGGGUGUGAGUGGGAUGGGACCAUGGCCCUGUUUAUAUUUUGGUCUUUAUGUUGGUGCUGCUAGGUCUCUGAGCUCCAGAGGUGGCCUCUUGUACAGACCUACUGCUCCGGGAAUAAAAGACACUCUGCCUUGCAAACAGCCGCUUGUCAACAAGCCCAAAGAUGUUUGGUGGAGGAAGGUUAUGGAAGCCAUUAAUUCCUGAUCUUGGGAAAAGGUGGAGUAAGAAGUUGCUGAUUGGUUUUUAAGCUGAUAUUUCUUUCACUCUUCUAGUGACUCGGAAAUGCUAGCUAAGGACAUGUCUGGGAAGGAUAGAAAAAUUUGCCACGUGAUGAUCACAGGCUAGUAUCUUGUAAACCCUGAAUUCCUCAGACGGACCAGCGGUGGAGGUGAUGGGCCUUCAAUGAGCUAUGAUGAGCAGAUCCUUUAUAUUUUUAAAAUAGAUUAGUUUGGGCAGCAAUUUGACCUCAGUGGUAAUAUAUUUAGUUAGUGGCAAGGUUGGCUUAUCUUAUUAAGUACCUAACAGUUCAAGCACGCUCACAUUUGAUGCAAGGGACAUAUGAGUCUGUGGAAAUAUGUAGUGAUUUAAAUCCAGAUGAUUUAAUUUGGAUCAGCUGAAGUGUAUUUUACACCCAAA